Molecule: messenger RNA, 1487 nt
Organism: Schistosoma rodhaini
Lineage: Eukaryota; Metazoa; Platyhelminthes; Trematoda; Strigeidida; Schistosomatidae
Source: the annotation of a GenBank genome assembly
GAAAAUGGUAAAGGUCAUUCAGGUCAAGGUCAAAACGUAAAUCUGGUAUUUCGACAAAUUUAAUAAGAAUGUUGUUCCGAGGUUUAACAUCAAUAAUCUUGGCUAACAAAACAGGAUUUGUGUCCCUCACUAAACGUGCCAAGCGAUUUCACCUAAGUACUUUGUCAAAUGCUGAGGAGAAGAAGACUGUUACCCUCCUACCUGGUGAUGGUGUAUGGCCAGAACUCUUCGUUUGUGUAAAGUCAGUUUUUAAAGAAUUCAAUGUACCUGUUCAGUUUGAGGAGGUGAACUUUGGAUUUAGCGAUAAUUUAGAUCCAAAUGGUGGUCUCUAUAAUGCUGUCAACUCUGUUACAAAAAACAAGGUUGCUUUAAAAGGAAUUGUUCGUACACCUGUCGAAACUCAGGGAUCUAGUGCACUUAAUCUAAGAAUGAGACGAGCUUUGGAUCUGUUUGCCAAUGUUGUUCAUAUUCGUACGUUGAAGGGGAUCCCAAGCUUUCAUCAAAAUCUUGAUUUAGUCAUCAUACGUGAGCAGAUAGAAGGAGAGUAUUCAUCACUGGAACAUGAAUCUGUUAAGGGAGUAAUUGAGUCCUUAAAAAUCAUAACACGAAGUAACUCUGAACGAAUCGCAAAAUUUGCAUUUGAUUAUGCUGUCCGCAAUAAGCGUAGGAAAGUUACUGCUGUUCAUAAAGCUAACAUUAUGAAAUUAAGUGAUGGUUUAUUUCUCGAGACUUGUCAAAAUAUGGCCAAACUUUAUCCACAUAUUCAGUUUAAUUCAAUGAUUAUAGAUAAUUGUUGCAUGCAACUGGUCAGUAAUCCUGAACAAUUUGAUGUGAUGGUUAUGCCAAACCUAUAUGGUAACAUUGUUGAUAAUCUUGCUGCUGGUUUGGUCGGUGGUGCUGGGGUUGUACCGGGUGUAUCAUAUAGUCAUGAAUUCGCAGUUUUUGAACCAGGCACUAGACAUUCAUUCAAUUUGGCAUCAGGCAAAAACAUGGCUAAUCCAACAGCAAUUCUAUUAGCCAGCGCAAACUUAUUACAUCAUAUCAAUUUAGAAAGUUUUGCUAAUAAAAUUGAAACAGCUUUACUUAAAAUUAUUAAAUCUAAGAAAGCAUUAACUUCUGAUAUCGGUGGUUCUUCAUCUACAACUCAGUUCACAGAAGCAGUUCUAGAACAAGCUCAUAUUUCUUAAUUAUAUCAUACAAAGACUACUCUAACUUUUAACUUAAACAGUUAUCUAUUAGACAUAUGCUUUUUGUAUAGUAGUCAUAAGUUUGAAUCUAAUUUUAACUUAUGACUAGUAUUAUAGUUCCUUUGUACUGUGUAUCAGACAGUCAGUAGAUUAUUACUAUUGUUAAUGAUAGUAAAAUAAGCCGCUGACAUAUGUUAAAAUGUUAUGCUUGUAAAUAACUAAACAUUUACAAUUUUUUUAUUAUUUUCAAGACAGUAUCGUUGUUCUGUUGCACUGAAACCAAUCUAACUUUCUAAAUUC